This is a messenger RNA of Paramisgurnus dabryanus, 925 nucleotides long. RefSeq names its product transcription factor HES-5-like. Gene Ontology annotation, molecular function: protein dimerization activity. NCBI's taxonomy places the organism in Eukaryota, Metazoa, Chordata, Actinopteri, Cypriniformes, Cobitidae. The record is from RefSeq and is a predicted model, not a curated record.
CCACUGGCCAGCGAGUGUGGGAAAGCUAAUCCUGACUGGGACUCAUGGCUUUGUAAUGCUAAUGAGCUCCUAUAAAUAGAGGAGUGGGACCUUCGUUCUCAACACAACUGACUUGAUUCUCCUCUGAGAAACAUCACUGCUGUUGAAAGAAUGGCUCCCACUUACACUACAGACUACUCCAAUCUUUCCAACAAGGACAAACAUAAAUUAAGAAAACCUGUCGUUGAGAAAAUGCGCAGAGAUCGCAUCAACAACUGCAUCGAGCAGCUCAAAACAAUGCUGGAGAAGGAGUUUCACCAGCAAGACCCAAACACCAAGCUGGAGAAAGCUGAUAUUCUGGAGAUGACGGUGGUCUUCCUGAAACAGCAGAUGCAGACCAAGACCUCAGCUCCACAGAAAGCUCACAUUGACGGCUAUUCCCAGUGCUGGAGAGAGACCAUGAACUAUCUGUCUGUCAACUCCAAGGUGGACGCCGUCCGUCAACAUCUGAACCGCUGCCAUGAAGCCCAGAGAUCAGCAAAAGAUCUCAAUCUGCUGUCUCCCGUCUCCUAUCAGCCCAAAGUGAAACAGGAACCAUGUUCUCACAAACCUGUCUGGAGACCUUGGUAGACACCAAGCCGAAAGACUUUCACAUUGAAACUAGAUGGUGGUUGACCAUCUCUUAUGUUGUAGGAGAUUUUUCCUUUUAAUUUUUUAUAUGCAUUUAUUUUGAAAAUGUAUUUAUGGCAGCUACUUCACAUUCUGAAGGAAAUGUUAGUUUGCAAUGCAAGUCUUCUGUAUAUGAUGUUGCAGGAGGUAUAUUGUAUCAUCUCUCUUUGUUAUAAGUUAUCUUCACAAUGAAGAGUCAAUGGAUGUGUGUCUGACUCCUAUGGAGUUUGCAAUGUUUGCUCAAUGCUUUAAUGCAUAUUGUUGUGCCUUCUUUUGA